Podarcis lilfordi (Lilford's wall lizard) is the source of this 366-nucleotide messenger RNA. The record is from the annotation of a GenBank genome assembly. Lineage: Eukaryota; Metazoa; Chordata; Lepidosauria; Squamata; Lacertidae.
AUGUUUCUGAGAUCUCUUUCCGGCGUCCCGAGAUGUGUCUCAGGUGCAGCCCUACGACUCGAGUUCGCCCAGCCUUCAAUUGUUAGACGAGCAUGGAGUCGAGCCAUUUCCUACACCUUCCACCUAUUAGCAUCGGAUGCUCGAAUUAGAGGUGGCUUUUCCAAUCUGAUCCUAAGAGAUAUUCAUAAUUCCCCUUGGAAAACUACAAUUAACCUCAAAUUCCGCUCUCUUCUCAAUUUGAAUUGUAAAACUGUUCUUAACUUAGAGUGUAUCAGCCCGGUGGCCCUACCCCUAAUUAAAAGAAACUACAGCAACUUGACUUCUCCAACACAGCUUCUUGUGCAAGAGGACCGUGUUCAGGCCUAG